This is a messenger RNA of Phialemonium atrogriseum, 1137 nucleotides long. RefSeq names its product hydroxymethylglutaryl-CoA lyase. Gene Ontology annotation, biological process: L-leucine catabolic process; ketone body biosynthetic process. Bases 1 to 1137 code for a protein of 378 amino acids. Gene Ontology annotation, molecular function: hydroxymethylglutaryl-CoA lyase activity. The record is from RefSeq and is a predicted model, not a curated record. The transcript has 2 exons. NCBI's taxonomy places the organism in Eukaryota, Fungi, Ascomycota, Sordariomycetes, Cephalothecales, Cephalothecaceae.
AUGGUGGCCCUCACCCCAUUGAUUCGACGGUCUCUACGCCGCGCGCAAUUGCGCUCCAUCCGGGGCUUCGCGACCGCAAGCGAUGCACACCCACCGCCAUUCAACAACCGGGUGAGGAUCGUCGAAGUCGGACCCCGCGACGGGCUUCAGAACGAGAAGACGACGAUACCGCUGGCGACGAAGAUUGAGCUCAUAGAGCGUCUGGCGAGAACGGGACUGACCAGCAUUGAAGCUGGCGCCUUUGUGUCCCCGAAAUGGGUCCCCCAGAUGGACAACUCGAGCGAGAUUCUCGAGCACAUCCUCAAGCAUAGCAUCCAGUCCCCCGUGCCGAUAACCUACUCCUUUCUCGCCCCCAACGCCAAGGGCCUGGACACCGCGACCGCGAUCCUGGCCCAGCACCGCGGCGCCUUCACGACCGAUUCCGACGCGCCAAGCCCCUCCCCCCCCUCCUCCUCCUCCCCCACGCCGCCAAAGCCCUCCCUAGAGAUCGCCGUCUUCGCCGCCGCGACCGAGACCUUCUCGCAGCGCAACCUCAACUGCUCCAUCGCCGACUCGCUCGAUCGCUUCCGGCCCGUCAUCGCGGGGGCCAAGGCCUCCGGGCUGCGCGCGCGCGCCUACAUCUCGGUGGUGCUGGGCUGCCCGUUCGAGGGCCACGACGUGGACCCGCGGCGCGUGGCGUCGCUGGCCACGUCGCUGCUGGAGAUGGGCGCCGACGAGAUCUCCCUCGGCGACACCACCGGCACCGGCACCGCGCCCCGCACCAAGGAGCUCCUCACCUGCCUGCGGGCCGCGGGCGUGCGCGACGAGGACCUCGCCAUGCACCUGCACGACACGUACGGCCAGGCCCUUGUCAACGCCGCUGUUGCGCUCGAGCAUGGCGUUCGGACUUUUGACACUAGUGUUGCGGGGUUGGGGGGUUGUCCGUAUAGCCCUGGUGCCACGGGGAAUGUUGCUACCGAGGAUGUCGUUUACUUCCUUGAGAGUCUCGGCAUGGAUACGGGGGUUGACCUGGAUGCCGUUGCUGAUAUAGGCGAGUGGAUCGCUGCCCGGGUCGGGAAGUCUAACGAGAGCGCCGUCGGGAAGGCCGUGCUGGGGGCGAGGGCGAGGGCGAGGAAGGAGGCGGGGGCUAGCAAGUAG